This is a messenger RNA of Gigantopelta aegis, 3377 nucleotides long. RefSeq lists its product as uncharacterized. Lineage: Eukaryota; Metazoa; Mollusca; Gastropoda; Neomphalida; Peltospiridae. The record is from RefSeq and is a predicted model, not a curated record. Bases 9 to 1883 code for a protein of 624 amino acids. The transcript has 3 exons.
UAACGAAGAUGAUUCAUUGGAAGGAGAGGUUUACCAAGUGUAAAAUGGAGGCUACUAUCAAGUAUGUUGUGGAGGGAGAUCCGGAGCGGUAUGUCGUGCAGUGUGCCGAUGCUUGUCAGGGGGUCGGCAAGUGUGGAAACCCCAGCCUCGACCAAGUGAAGCUUGCUAUUGCUGAUUUGGAAUCACAUCCUCAACUUGAAGUGCACAUGACAACUUGUAUUACUGGAACAGUGCAGUUCCUGGCCUUGCUCACAAAAAAGUUAACUCACAGAGCACGUAGCGGUGAAUUUGAUACAUUGGUCAUCACAGAUCUCAUAGAGGAGAACCAGACCGAGGUAGAAAAUAAUCAUUUUGUCAACCCACCAGUCAAUCAAGUUGAAAAAGACGGGAAUCAAAUAACACUGUCUUCAAGUAAAGAGCAGUCGUGUUUGGAAAGCAGUUGGCUGGAUAAUGAUAAACUUGGUGCUUUUCAACAAGCCAGUAGUCUUCUCUCAGAUAACUCAGUCUUGCAUGGAAAUAAGAAUGUGCAAACAUUGGAGUUUGUUUUGGAAAAAGUUGGAAACACACAUAAAUGUUCGUCGUUGGUGAAUGUUUGUGUUGAUGGUGGCGUGCAACCAAAACAGUUGACCGACACCUCGAAUGUUGAACUAGACCAUGAAAGUAUUAACUGUAAUUAUAUUAUGUUGCAAAACCAGAGUACAAACAAUAAUCGUUUAGUGUCUUGUAAAGGUUUACACACUACAAGCAAGUCAACUGUAGAAAACUCUACUAAUAAAAAAUAUAAACUCAGUUUUGUGAGUAAGCCAGAAUAUAUAAAGAAUAUGUCGCCAACAUAUCCCACAAGGUAUAACGUGAGAGCACAUCUGAUGAAAAGUGAACAAUCUUCACCAAUGACCUAUAAAAGAAAUCGUUCAUCUUGCUGUGACUGUUUGAGUUACUUAAAACAUAAGAACUCUUCCAGACCCGACGGGAGUGAGAGAGAAUCAUACUGUGACACUACAUCAUCUGGAAUUGAUGCCAACAGUUGCAUAAAUUGUGCACCUGAGAGUAAACAGGCACUGCGGAAACAUCCCCAGUCGGAGCAUUUGGACUGCAGCCCACAGACAAGCUGUGGAAGUUCAAAGAUUCAUGGGAAAAUUGUGAGCACCUCCAAUAAAGAAGAGAUAUCUCUAUCUGUAAAGCUCAUCAGAGAUGCUGAAAAUAGCAGCGUGCAUGAGAAACACUGUGCGGAAUGUGGAGGUAAAUGUGUAGGUUGUAAACAUGCUACUGGUGUGGAACUGAACAACACUGCAGCACAGAUAAACAGGUGGUUUUCUCAAACAUCAGAUGUUCGUGUGCUGCAUGAAAAUAGAAAGUCUCAGUUUGAAGCAUUUGUGAAUGAAAGUUGUCAGGCUUCAAGACAGUUUGCAGCUAUGAACUGUCAGUCAGUUGUGGGCUGUGGGCAAAAUGAACAUGGCUAUGACUGUGAGAGGAGUAAGAUGGGAAAGUCCAGCCUAACUUCAUUAUAUAGAGAGGAGCAAUGCAACUCAUCUUGGAACGAUCCUAUGAGAUGUGAUGGGACACCUUGUAAGACCUUAGCACCUGUGUAUAUCUCUCAUCACUACAGCAGUAACCGUCUUCCAGAUCUCUCUUCCAAACUGCCGGACAAACACAGCCACAAUAAUAGUUCCAAAACAUCCAAUUGGAUUAUAAACUCCAAUUUUCCCUCAAAGGAAGGAAAUUCUGAUGAUAAUGAAACCUGUGGAGAAUGGAGAAAAAGACUGAACAUGUCUGUCGAAGAGGAAAAGAUUCAGCAAGUUUUAUUGGUCCUUCCACAAGCGGAUCCCAACACAGUGGCAGCCAUGUUGAAACACAACGAUGUAGAACAGACAGUUAUUGCAUAACUUGACUCUCCAACCACAUAAAUACUACUGGCCUCAAACAUUUAGGUUAUAAAGAAAUGAAAGUAUUUAUUUCUGUAAAUUAAUAAAAUAUUUGUGUUAAUAAUGGUUUGAGCAUUGAUGCAUCUUUAUCAGCUGUUCUGUUAAUGUUGAAAAGUAAAUGUUUUAUAAUGGUGCUCUAAAGACAAUUGGUGAUGUCCUAGUGUAAUAAUAAACAACAUGUUUUAUAAUGGUGCUCUAAAGACAAUUGGUGAUGUCCUAGUGUAAUAAUAAACAACAUGUAUUAGACUGCAUUGGCUUUUCUGCUUGUCAAUUUAUUAUUUAAAAAAAUUAUAAAAACCCAAACCAAUUAAGUGACUGGAUCAUGAACGUUUUUUAUUAAUCAUCUGCCAGUAAUAUUCAGUGAAACCAGUCUAACGUGGAAACUUGUCAAAACUGGCCGAGUUUCUUGGUCCUGAAUUUUCUAAAUUCUAAAACACGGCCCUCUAAAUACUGGAUCGUGUCUAAUUUGAAUAAAUAUUAGGUCCCAGGCCUGAUUUGGUUUAGACUGGAUUCACUAUAUAUACUUUUAUUUAACACUUUAAUAUUAUUGAAUAACAUUCAUGUACCUGUACAAGUUAGGGUUUUUAUAUGGCUUACCAAUAAUAAAAAUAUAGUUGUAGUGUUGCUUUGUCAUGACAACUUUCCCAAUGUUUUAUUUUUAUAUCGCCUAGUACAGCUCGGUCCCAUUUACAACAAUAUACCAAACAUUGAAAUUCACAGAAGCCAUAACCUUGAAAAAUGCAAUGUAUACAUUAAAGCAUUUAUUUCUUUUCUUGUAAAUAUUAAAAAAACCCAAACAUCCAUAGUAUCUUAUUUUAUUUCUUUUUGAAAACAUGGUGAUGGAUAGGUGAGGGUAAAACCUCUUUAAACAGAAAUUCUCACAAUCCCGUGAUUUACACAUCUUUUAACAAAAUUUAACUCUCAACCAAAAACCUUUGUAAACUGAACACCAGACAAAUAAUUCAAUCCUGAAGUGAAAAUUAUAUCUUCGAUUGUUAUUAAUCAUCAGCAACUUGCUCCAUAUAGCACUUGGGUCAGAUUACCAGACUGCGAACUCGGUGCAGUGUGCACCUGCUUGGAUUAGCCGUAGUGUCAUCACUGUUAUGUGUGGCUGGGGAGGGCUGGUAAUUAAAGAUCUCACUACGUAUUCAUAGACAUUGUUUGCUACCUACAAAAUCAAGGCCAAUUGAAGAUCACUCCUGAAAUGGUGCUAGGCGAGCAAUCGCAUGAAGUUUCAUAUAAAAUGUAUUAAAUAUUUUAUUGCAAGUGUUAAGAGGAGUGAUCACUCACUUUUCCUGGCCAACACUAACUUUCUUGUUGAGAUGGGCUGAUUUGAAUUUGUGUUAGAUGUUUUCAUUGUUACAAAUGUGAUUUAAAUGCUAUUUACAAACAUGUCUCGUGUAUUGCUUCAUAGACUGACAAAACUAAUUAUUUUAAUACAUUGUUUUGCUAAUG